This is a messenger RNA of Opisthorchis viverrini, 323 nucleotides long. RefSeq lists its product as hypothetical. Lineage: Eukaryota; Metazoa; Platyhelminthes; Trematoda; Opisthorchiida; Opisthorchiidae. The coding region runs from base 12 to 278 and encodes 88 amino acids. The transcript is spliced from 2 exons. The record is from RefSeq and is a predicted model, not a curated record.
CCUUCGAAGAAAUGCUGUCAGCCUGGUUGUGUUCAGUGGCCGGAUUGCUCCUAAUCUGCCAUGCCUGUGUGACUUUCCGCAUGAAUGAAGGAGACAGCGUGUACGCCAUGACGGACGAUCCAAUGGACAAGUGCAUUGCAGCAUGUUACGUUUGCUUCCUUCAAAUGGAGGAAGCCAUGCUCAAUUGUGUCAAUUCCAUCUGUCAAGCAUCCGAAAGUAUGAAAUUUCCUGAGAAACCUGAGCAACUGUGCGCCUCACUACGGGCGCUCAGUAGAUAAUUCCGCAGUGGAUACUGUCCGACUUGAGCGCUUGACUGUUGCCAC